CAUACAAGGCCAAGACAAAAACAACGUUGAUGAGAUCAAACAAUAUUUGGAUUGUCGAUACAUCUCCCCAAGUGAAGCAUGUUGGCGGAUAUUUUCUUAUUCUAUUCAUGGCAAAAAACCAGCCGUAGAAAGAUUGUUUUUUCACAUGGAAGGUGAAAAUUCCGUGUACUACAAAGACUACGAGCAGGUUGGUGAUGUGUUGCUCAAACCAAGUGUAACGGAGUCCAUGUUUACGGCUUGGUUUGAGGCUAACAAAACUUAUGAGGAAGCAAGGUUACUAACUUAUGGGGACUUUGUUUCUAAAUUUGUCUAUCAUAAACGAAGUCGAAGUUGGAAACCAAGGAAGCGAGGGUAUACCAUUGGUCGACUGAUUUGGGUUCCCCAAUCCACCGGCGAGUUGUUUUAUUUAAGAAUGAUGCUUACCGUCAAGAAAGGUCCGUUGUGCUAUCAAGAUAUCAAAACGGUUGAUGGUAAGAAGUGCAAAACUUUUAGAGAUGCGUGCUUUGCGAUGGGUUUUUUACAAGAUGAUCGUGAAUUUGUCGAGGCAAUAAAAGAGGCGCAUCUUUGGGGUUCGGGACCUUUUUUGCGCAAACUUUUUGUGACAAUGUUACUUUCGGGAUCCAUGAACAGACCUGAACAUGUUUGGAGAAAGACUUGGAGAUAUUUAUCGGAUGGCAUACUCUAUGAUCAACGGUUAUUGGCAAGAAAUCAAGGUUUGACAAUGAGCGAUGCCGAGCUUAAGGAACGGACACUGAUGGCUAUUGAAACACUAUUGCAAAAUAAUAAUCGUAGCUUAAAGGACUUCAAACCAAUGCCAGUUCCAAAAGAGGAUGUCAUUUUCUUUACAGGAAACAGAUUACUUUAUGAUGAACGUCAAUAUGAUGUUGUUGAACAACAUCAAAUUUUUGAACAUUUGUCUGCUUCUCUUACAAGUAAUAUGACUCUCUUAUUACAACAAUUUAGAAUAGUUAAACUCUUGCAUUAUAUUAACAAAGCUGUUUGGAAACAUCUCUUAUACAUAGAUGAACAAAGAGGAAUUUUUGAGGAAAUCAUGGAUGCUGUAGAGAAGCAACAAGGAGGUGUUUUUUUUCUGUAUGGCUAUGGUGGAACUGGUAAGACCUUUAUGUGGAAAACUUUAUCAGCAGCACUUAGGUCUAAGAAAAAAAUUGUCUUGCCUGUUGCCUCAAGUGGAAUUGCAAGUUUGUUGUUACCAGGUGGAAGAACAGCUCAUUCUAGAUUUAGGAUUCCUAUUCCGACUUUAGAAAAUUCUAUUUGCAACAUUGAAAAACAAGAUGAUCUUGCUGGGCUUCUAAAGAUGACAGAUUUAAUUAUAUGGGAUGAGGCUCCUAUGGCCAAUAAAUUUUGCUUUGAAUCUCUCGACAAAUCCUUAAGAGAUAUUAUGAGUGGAAUCCCCCAUGCAUCUAAGAAAGUUUUUGGUGGUAAGGUUGUUGUGUUUGGUGGUGACUUCAGACAAAUUCUCCCUGUUAUACCGAGAGGAACUAGAUCAGACAUUAUCCAUGCAACAAUAAAUGCUUCUUAUAUUUGGGAUCAUUGUAAGGUCUUGAGGCUUACAAAGAACAUGCGCUUGCAAAAUGGUGAUAAUGAUCCUUCUACAGAUGAUGACAUAAGGAGCUUUUCUGAGUGGAUUUUAAAAAUUGGAGAUGGGACCAUGUGUGAGCCAAAUGAUGGUUAUGUUGAUAUUUGUAUUCCAGAUGAGUUCUUAAUUUCUAGCUUUUCUGAUCCAAUCAAGGCAAUUGUUGAAGAUACAUACCCUGAUCUCAUUCAUAAUUAUCUUGAUUCCAAUUAUCUUCAAAGUCGUGCGAUCUUAGCUUCAACAAUUGAAGUUGUUGAUGAUAUCAACCAAUAUAUCACAAAUCUUAUUCCAGGAGAAGAGAAAGAAUACUUUAGUAGUGAUUCUAUUGAUAAAUCUGAUGUCACUAGCUUUGAUGCAUAUGAGCAUGUGACACCCGAGUUCCUAAAUGCUCUCAAGACUUUGGGACUGCCUAACCAUUCAAUCAAGUUGAAAGUUGGUGCCACUAUUAUGUUGAUGCCCAAUCUAGAUCAGUCUGAAGGAUUGUGCAAUGGUACAAGGCUAACUGUAACCCGACUUGCUAAUCAUGUCAUUGAAGCUAAGAUCAUUUCUGGAAAAAAUAUUGGUAACUUAUUUUAUAUUCCUAGAAUGUCUCUAUCUCCCUCACAAUCGCCAUGGCCGUUUAAAUUGGUAAGGCGACAGUUUCCAAUUAUUGUUUCCUUUGCCAUGACUAUUAACAAAUCCCAAGGGCAAUCACUUGAUAAUGUUGGUUUGUAUUUGCCUAAAGAAGUUUUUAGUCAUGGGCAAUUAUAUGUGGCUAUCUCAAGAGUCAAAUCGAAAAAGGGUUUAAGGAUUCUUAUUCAUGACAAAGAUAAUCAAUCUAUGAGCUCUACCACCAAUGUUGUAUUCAAAGAAGUGUUCCAUAACAUUUGA
Vicia villosa (hairy vetch) is the source of this 2464-nucleotide messenger RNA. RefSeq lists its product as uncharacterized. Bases 146 to 2464 code for a protein of 772 amino acids. Gene Ontology annotation, molecular function: DNA helicase activity. The record is from RefSeq and is a predicted model, not a curated record. Gene Ontology annotation, biological process: telomere maintenance; DNA repair. The transcript is spliced from 3 exons. Lineage: Eukaryota; Viridiplantae; Streptophyta; Magnoliopsida; Fabales; Fabaceae.